AUGUCAAAAAGAAAACAUUCAGAUGAAUCUAGUACAUCAAUUCAUGAAAACGAACCUACAUCUCGUGUUUUACAUACAAAAAAUGAGAACUCUUUUUCUCCUGAAAAAAAUGGUGAUUUCAAGGCCAAAAAAGAGAAAUUACAAAAUACAGAUGAUCUGGAAAAAAUAAACGAUAAUAUAAAGCUAGAAAAGAAUGAAAUAGAGCCACAAUCCAUGCCACCAUUAGAUAUGUAUCUUGAUACAGUAGAUAGAACACGUUUGGACUUUGAUUUUGAAAAACUAUGCUCUAUUUCACUCUCGAAUCUUAAUGUCUAUGCAUGUCUUAUUUGUGGAAAGUACUUCCAAGGCCGUGGAAGAUCUUCUUAUGCAUAUUUUCAUAGUUUAGACGAAGCACACCAUGUUUACAUCAAUCUUCAUAGCCUUAAAAUAUACGUGCUUCCGGAGUCAUAUGAAGUACGUACAAAUGCACUCGACGAUAUCAAGUAUGUUCUCAAUCCAACCUAUACAAAAGAACAAGUAAUGGCCAUGGAUACAAACACAGAACCAUCAUACGAUUUGGAUAAUAAGAAAUAUUUCCCAGGAUUCGUAGGGCUUAAUAAUAUCAAACAAAACAACUAUCUCAAUUGUGUGAUUCAAGCACUAUCACAUGUAACACCAUUUAGAAAUUAUUUUAUUUUGGAAAACUUUACUGGAAAGAGUGAACUAGUUCAGAGACUGAGUAUUCUUAUACGGAAGAUAUGGAACGCCAAAGCAUUUCGAGGACAUGUGUCUCCCCAUGAGCUACUCCAAGAAGUGUCUUCUGCUUCUGGAAAACAAUUCAGACUGACCGAGCAAAGCGAUCCGCUUGAAUUCCUAUCAUGGCUUCUAAACACUGUUCACUGUGAUCUUGGUGGAUCCAAGACAAAACCAGAGUCCAGUGUAAUCCACAAGAUAUUUCAGGGAAAAGUACGAAUCCAAAGCCAGCAGAUCAUUGCUAGAUCAGAUGCAAACGAUGCUGACCGGCUACGUUUCGAAGUGGGCAGAGAAAUCAAGGAAAAUGUGUCACCGUUUCUAUUCCUAACACUGGAUCUGCCACUCCCGCCUCUGCUGCAAGACGAGUUUGAAGACAACAUCAUUCCCCAGGCAUGCAUAUUGUCUGGACUAUUUUUUUCACCAUUUAACCAAAGCACAGGUUGCAUUGUCCACACUUCUUGCAAAAUACGACGGUGUUACAUCUCAAGAGCUGUCGGGCCAAAGAAAACGCUACAAGAUCACAGCUUUGCCCCCUUUCUUGAUCUUCCACAUCAAACGGUUCACCAGAAACAACUGGAGAGACGAAAAAAACCCCACUAUCGUCAAUUUCCCCGUCAAAGACCUGGAUAUGCGAGGAUUACGCAACAAGUCUACCGAUACCUGGUACCAGAUCCAGGAUCUCUAUGUCGAAGAGAUACCCAAAGAGAUGAUCUUUCUCAACGAGAGCUAUAUUCAGGUGGGUUUUUCUCAUUUCUAGCUCCAUCCAUCCCAACUGCUUUAGAUAUGGGAGCGCAGAUCCCGUCCAAAGCCGCCUCCCAAGACUGCCAGCCACACAUCAGCCACACAUUAGCUAUACAUAGACCAUCUGGCGGCUAUACACGGGAUCCAUAG
Molecule: messenger RNA, 1623 nt
Organism: Pneumocystis jirovecii RU7
Lineage: Eukaryota; Fungi; Ascomycota; Pneumocystomycetes; Pneumocystales; Pneumocystaceae
Product: mRNA splicing protein SAD1
Exons: 6
Coding region: 1-1623 (540 amino acids)
Biological process (GO): protein deubiquitination
Molecular function (GO): zinc ion binding; cysteine-type deubiquitinase activity
Source: RefSeq, a predicted model, not a curated record